AGAAGAAGAGGAAGAAGAAAAAUCAUAUUUUUUUGUACCAGCAUAUGUUUUUCUAAUAAUUGUCUCCGAAAACAUUUUACUUAUCUCGGAUUUUUAUCAUAGUAGAAUGGCAUUUUUAAAGAUUGCGUAGAAGCGUCUGAUACAACAUGCAAUUUCCGCAAAAUUCAAUUUACAUUGUAGCUCUGUGUGCAUUCUUUUUGAAUUGCUAUUGCGAUAAGAAUGAUGUCAUACCACCUGAGCUUUCAAAAAUAGAAUCGUUCUUCUUCGAGUUUGGAAAAAAAGAUUUAGUUAGUCCAGUGGCAGAGAUGGAGGAGAAUCAAUCAUUUGCCAUAUCACAGUCAUACAGUUAUAAAGAACCAGAUGAACGAAAUACUCAGGAAGCAAUUUUCUACAAACGUUUGAUUGCCAUAUUAUUAUCAAAGCUUAAGAUGCAAAGAACUGAUGAUAGAUUAGCUGGAACGCUUAAUAUAGAAGUGUUUUCUUCGGAAUUUGAAUACUUGCAGAAUUUUGUGAAUGGUCAAGGUUCUAUCAGAGAAGUUGACAGAAUUCUUGUCAAUACGAUAACACAAUCUGAACACUCAGUAUGCGAUUAUAUGGCUGAUGCUUUUUAUUAUUUCAAUUUACUUUUGAGUAACACAGAGUAUUUGACACAUUAUACAUCAUUUAUGAAAAACCACGAAGCAGAAAUUAAAUUAAUGGCAGCACAAACACAAUUUAUAGAAAUGCCAAUUGCUUGCGAGCCACAUAAAAUGAGUCUUUGGGACAAGAUACAUGGAAUGUUUUCUUCUACAAAUGAUUGUGAAAAAUACUAUGAAACAAUUAUGACGAAUCCUAGACUGCAAGUGACACCAAUGCUUGUAAUGACUCAUAUGUUCAGUACGGCUAUUUUGCCUUUAUCAUACUUGGGACUUCUUAUAUCUGAAUUUAUAGAUAAUGCUACCGGUAAACUAAACUUUUUGAACAGGUUUAUUAUCACAAUUGCUUUGUUCUUGAGCAUCUGCAUAUGUAUAAUAUUGAUACCGUUUUCCUGGAUUGGCGGAUCUAUUAAUUUCGGUUUUGGACCAUUCUUCAGAUUUAUACUGCAAGGUAGACAAAAUUCCAACGAAAAUCAAGACCGCGUUGAGCGGGUUUACGAGAGAGCUUCCAAAAAAAAAUUGAAAGAAUCAAAAAAAAUGAAACGAAUCAUGUUGGAACAAAAUAAUGAUCUUGCUGGAGGCGAUGCAUCACGGAAUAGAAUAGAAAAAUGUCAGUGUGAAAAUAAAAAACCAGAUUUAGAUGUGGAAUGUGUCAAGAAAGAAGAGAAAGAUUACUAA
This is a messenger RNA of Mycetomoellerius zeteki, 1313 nucleotides long. RefSeq lists its product as uncharacterized. Bases 147 to 1313 code for a protein of 388 amino acids. The record is from RefSeq and is a predicted model, not a curated record. Gene Ontology annotation, molecular function: chloride channel activity. Gene Ontology annotation, cellular component: endoplasmic reticulum; membrane. The transcript has 9 exons. NCBI's taxonomy places the organism in Eukaryota, Metazoa, Arthropoda, Insecta, Hymenoptera, Formicidae.